Messenger RNA from Penicillium odoratum, 1266 nucleotides. RefSeq lists its product as uncharacterized. The coding region runs from base 1 to 1266 and encodes 421 amino acids. Lineage: Eukaryota; Fungi; Ascomycota; Eurotiomycetes; Eurotiales; Aspergillaceae. Gene Ontology annotation, molecular function: hydrolase activity. The transcript is spliced from 3 exons. The record is from RefSeq and is a predicted model, not a curated record.
AUGAGUGAUAAGUCAACCCUUCUAGAAGCCUUGAAAGCCGAUCAUGAUGGUCAGGUUCGACUACUGCAGGCAUUUGUCCAAGCUGCAUCUCCCAAUCCACCAGGAAAUACCACAGCGGCUGCCAACGUCCUCACUCGGUAUUUGUCCGAUUUAGGUAUCCCAUAUACAAUCAGCGAGCCACAGCAAGGACUACCUAAUGUUGUCAGCGAGUUCCAAGGUGGAAAAGGGUCGGGCCCACGCGUUGUUUUAAAUGGCCAUAUUGAUGUCUUUCCGGUGACAGCCGAUGCAAGUGGCUGGAAGCGUGAUCCUUGGUCUGGUGAUGUUGAGGAUGGUCGUAUUCACGGCAGAGGAGUUGUUGAUAUGAAGUCUGGCACAGCCUCACUGGUGAUUGCUUAUGCUCAUCUCUACGCUCGAAGAGAGUUUCUCCGUGGAAGUGUUGCUCUUUGUGCUGUGUCUGAUGAAGAGACGGGCGGUCGCUGGGGAACAGGCUUCCUCAUCAAGCAGGACCGAGAGCGAUGGGGUGGAGACGUCAUGCUGGGUGCAGAACCGACUGGUCAGACAAUCCGGUUUUCAGAAAAGGGAACUUUGCGACUUUCUGGAUCUAUCGCCACUAGAGGAGCACUUGGACCAUAUUUGAACCUGAGCAAGGGUGCCAUACGAACUGCUACUGCCUUCCUCAACGAUGUCGUGAACGCUGUUGAAUCUAUAACUCCGAACCCACCACCUGAGAUUGGGAAACAUCUAAAGGAUCCCGAUACAUUGAAAGCCGUGGACAAGGCAAUGGGCCCAGGUACAUCUACGAUUAUUGCUCUACCGACUGUAAACAUUGGAACCAUUGCAGGCGGUGUCAAAGUCAAUAUGAUACCUGAGAGCUGUAUUUUCGAGCUGGAUAUUCGCUUGCCAGUUGGGCUGGUGGCGGAUGAAGUGAUGGGUGUGAUCGAAUCUAUGGUGCCUCGUUAUCCCGAUGCUACAAUAGAGUUCAGGCGACAAGAAGCUGCUAGCAACCCGAGUAGCUUCUCGCGCAUUGAUCACCCUAUUAUUAAGCAUCUUCAAGAGAAUGCCAAUGCCGUGGGCGGAUUCCAUCCAAGGCUUAUUCCAUCUAUGGGUGCUACGGAUGCCAAGCAUUAUCGUUAUGCUGGCAUACCCGCUUAUGUUUAUGGCUGUAGUCCAUACAGCAUGGCCGCGGUAAACGAAUCCGCUUCAGUGGAUGAGUUUCUUCACGUUACUAAGGUUCAUGCUUUGGCUACAUGGGAUUUACUGUCUUGA